Molecule: messenger RNA, 1110 nt
Organism: Nicotiana tabacum (common tobacco)
Lineage: Eukaryota; Viridiplantae; Streptophyta; Magnoliopsida; Solanales; Solanaceae
Source: RefSeq, a predicted model, not a curated record
AUGGAUGAAUUUCGAGAAUCUCAAAAGGAAAGAAUUGAAGAGGCAUUAGAUAUGGGUGAGCUUAAAACUGGUAGAGGCUUGAAUCAAGAACUUGGUCUUUCAAGAGCUUAUGAUACUCGUUGGGGAUCUCAUUACAAAUCUUUUAAAAAUUUUAUUCUUAUGUUUGGCUCUAUUUUUGAUGUUCUUGAAGUACUUGUUGUUGAUGCACGUUUGAUGGAUGACAUAGCCAAGGCAAUAGGAUAUCUCAAAACUUGUCAAACAUUUGAGGUUUCAUUCAUGUUGCAUUUGAUGAUAGAUGUUUUAGCAAUCACAAAUGAGCUAAAUAAAUGCUUACAAAAAAAGGAGCAAGAUAUCGCAAAUACCAUGCUACUUGUAGAAGUAGCAAAGAGAAGGUUGCAAAGUUUAAGAGAAGAUGAAUGGGAUUCACUUAUUGAAAAAGUAUCUACAUUUAGUAUCAAGUAUGGCAUUUUGAUACCUAAUUUUGAUGAGCCAUACGUUAACUCUUUAAGAUCACGACGUAAAUCUAUCGAUCAUACUACUUUGCAUCAUUAUCAUGUUGAUGUGUUUUGUAAGAUUAUUGAUUGGCAAAUUCAAGAACUCAAUGGUCGUUUUGACGAAUUGACUACUAAUUUGCUUCAUGGAGUUGCUUGUUUGAAUCCAAUUGACUCAUUUUCUAGUUUUGACAUCAAGAAGAUCAUGAAAAUGGCAAAAUUAUAUCCUGAUGUCUUUGAUGAAGUUAGUAUGGGUGAUCUUGAGAAUCAACUUGUGACAUACAUUAUUGAUGUAUGUGAUAUUGAUGAAAGGUUCUCCAAUUUGAAUGGACUUUGUGAUCUUUUAAGAAAAUUGGUUCAGACAAAGAAGAAUUUAAACUUCCCUCUUGUAUUCUGCUUGGUGAAAUUUACUUUGCUUUUGCCAGUUGCCACUGCAUCGAUUGAAAGAGCUUUUUCGGCAAUGAUGUUUAUCAAGAAUGACAUGCGGAAUCGAAUGAAUGAUGAACUUUUGAGUGGUUGUUUGGUGCCUUAUGUAGAAAAAGAUGUAUUUAAUACUAUAUCUAAUGAUGAUAUUAUAAAAACAUUUCGAGAAAUGAAACCUCGUCGAGUACCAUUGUAA